This is a messenger RNA of Branchiostoma floridae (Florida lancelet), 4508 nucleotides long. Its product is annotated as CMP-N-acetylneuraminate-beta-galactosamide-alpha-2,3-sialyltransferase 1-like. NCBI's taxonomy places the organism in Eukaryota, Metazoa, Chordata, Leptocardii, Amphioxiformes, Branchiostomatidae. The transcript is spliced from 9 exons. Gene Ontology annotation, molecular function: sialyltransferase activity. Bases 555 to 1757 code for a protein of 400 amino acids. The record is from RefSeq and is a predicted model, not a curated record.
CGUUGAGCUUUGCGAGGCUCAUGUUCUGACAAUCCGGGAGCAAUGCCCUGGCCACGACGCCGCAAGCAUUAUUUUUGCCGGAAAAGACAGGACGUCACCUGUAGCCAAUCAGAAAAGGAGUUGCUAUUUACUUACACUGGAUCCAUUCUAAAGCUGUUUCCAAUAGAGUGUGUCUAAGUCAACUCGAGAGUAAAGAUCACCGGGGUCGAAGUUUUGCCUGAAAGCUUGGAAGCGUGGCAUUGCGGUGGACCAGAGAGCCCCUGAGUACACAAUUGGCCGAACAGCUUAGAGUAAGACGUCACAGAAAAUGCAGGGUGUGGAGCUAGCUGGAUCAUUACCCAUGUAGCAGUGAGGUCACAGUGAACAACGUUGCCUAUACAGACAAGCUGUCAGUGGGACUAGUCAAUCCUGUACCUGGCACCUGUCGCAUUUGUGAUGUUUUGCGGGGGGCUUUUGCUCGCCAUCACGGUCAUCCAACGACGCAUUGUUUACCGGGUAUGAAGAUGAUCCAAAUUCAUAUUCUCCAUCGCUGACCACAAACGGACGACGGAAGGAUGCGAACAGCUCUGGUCCCUCCAACCAUCCUAUGGAUGGUGAUCAUCAUGGCGGGUGUCUUUAAUCUCUUACAGAUGCUGGGGCAACACAUGCUCGCCAAGCGCUCAGUCUCACUGUCUCCUACCGAGCAGAUUUCCAGGGUAUUUCCCUCUCUGGACGAGAGGCUGGCGUCUGUGCGAUCAGGCAGCAUGGCAAACUGGACGGAGGGAACGUUCGUGCACAGGGGAGUCAGCAUGGGGGGAGAGUUCAAAGAGGAGGAGGUGGAGGAAAGUCAAGUUGAAGACGUGAACAUUAAGGCGGCAGAGGUCCCCAGGUGCGUUACCUCGGUACAAAAUAGUUCCUCGGCGUGGUUCCGACAGCGCUUCAACUCCGAUGUCCCCCUGUUUCUCACCAGCGAACAUCUCGUGGAAUGGGCGCGCCUGUCGGCGGAAAGGAUACCGUACGGACUUAAGGGACUGGCCGAGGACGAUGCAUACAAAGCACUGGAGCUUCUACCAAAAGCCGAUCAUUGGACGUGGGUGAACAACUUCCAUGGCAACCGGGAUCGUCCCACCUGUCUUCGGUGCGCACUUGUCGGUGACUCUGCAGCACUGAGAGGAACCGGCAGGGGGCCGGACAUAGAUGAACAUGACCUCGUGAUUAGAGUUGGUGAUGCCGGGAUGGACAGUCAUGAGGACGAUGUAGGAACGAAGACAAACUUAUACUUGUACAACCCAGAACUGUCGAUCGACACAAGACACUUUAAGAAACCUGCGGAUGUAUACUUUAUCUUCUUGGCAUCAAAGGCAUCUGACUAUCAUCUGAUCUCCAAGCUGAUAAAAGAAGAACCACAGAAUAACCACACUGGACACAGGUCCAGAAUGGGACAGAAGGUGAUGAUCAAACCUCAGCAGCUUCGUGUUUUGCAUCCGGACUUCCUCAACUACGUGUAUGAACUAUGGCUGGAGAGGGCCGGCCACAAAUCAACAGUCACACAAGUCAUGUUGGUCCUCGCCCUGCACAUUUGUGACCAAGUUCACACAUACGGAUUUAGUGAAAAGCGGGCCACUUCUCAACUUGACCUUCCGGACAACGUCCUGGAAUCGCAGGAACACUUGUAUCUCACUAAGGGCAUGGUAAGACCAGUGUAUAACCAUCUGUUCGAAAAGAAACUGCAACAGAAAAUGGUGCAGGAAGGACUCGUGCAGAUGUUCGUGCCGUAGUGGGAUAAGAUUGUACACAAUACCUGGUAUCAGAAGUUCAGAACUAUGCUAUCCAACAUUCACCACAACAUGUGUACAUUUGCUUAACUGAUGUUUGAAGAGGAAUCUGAAUUUUGUUUUGAAUAUUUGGUUCUCUUUGGAGAGAACUAGAAAAGAAUGGUAUCAACUUUUUGAUCAUCGACUAAAUAGCUUCCUGAAAGUCGUCAAAGUUCAUAGCCCAGAAGUACAAUAUGCUGGGACAUACCAUCGCAGCAUGCAGUUCUCAUGCCAGUCGCUGGGACAGUGCACGGUAGACCACAUAGACUACAUGUAAUCUUCAAUACAGUAUCAUAUUAUGGGUAAUGCUGCAACGCAAUCGUUUUGAUCGCAUCAUAAAGUGGCCCUGUGCCAAACUAUAGUCAGGAACAGAAUAGUGCAACGAUGUUGUAUGUGUGUUUUUCCGUUGUAAGAAUCUUGGGUUUAUAUUAUCGGGCAUAUCUAUACUGGAGACAAGUGAAUUGUUGAUAUCUCACAAUUGAUUGUACGUGUUCUUUUCAAUAAUGAAGAUAGCUUCAUAUGCUCACGCCGUGGAAUGUACCCAUGUCUAUUCUAUGCGCACAAAACGUAACGAAAUGGUUUUAUUAGUCAAGUGCACUUGUACUAGUAAAGAGCUCCAACUUCAGAAUGAUGACUAUGUUUUAAAUGUUGAUGCUAAAGCUGUGAUCAGGCUGCAUUUCCGUUUGUCUUCAACAUGGAUCGGUUGACCGAGAUGUAUCAACGGACAUAGCCAAGCUUCACAAUAUCAAAUUUACAUAACUCUUUCGUUGUACAUAGCCAACGGAUCGGACAUGUUGUCGUUUGAUGCAUGUUGCUUCUGCUGUAAAUAAAUCUGCAGCUGCGUGGCAAGAUAUUGACAUUUGAGCUUUUGCUUUCUUGGGGAUCAAUAAAUUGCUCUUAUAUCCGUGGUCAUCAUCUAAUAUCAUAUCUAUAAAACUAUAUGCAAAAAUAUCUAUCCCAAGUAUUGACAACUUUCCUUGGCCAGGUAACACCGUGUUCGACAAGUGUAAUAUGUCUGUUUUCAGUUUAAAGUAAAAUAUGUACGUCACACGUGAGCGGCACCCUAGAAGCUAGAGCAUCGGCUUGUUGUUGGUACAAGGUUGGUGUUUGUCACGUAUGAGGGAUUCCAGUGCAAGAAAAGUACAUGAUCUGCUUGAUAUGUCCUGCGGUCUAAAUUGCAAUUGAAUUCUUACACUGGAGAGUACCAUUCGUCAUUUCACAUUGACACGUUAAAGUUGUUCACCAGUGUCAACCCUAUGUUGCCACAGUCCUAUGUUCGUUCAGAUGUUCCGAACCCCUACGCCCCAACCCCAACGCACCGUUGGGAUUGGGUGGGGGUCGGAAUAUAGCUUGGAAAUGGAAUGGUGGGGCGAUCUCAUAGAUAUUUCUUACAGUAAAUAGUUGUUGUUUGGUCCUUUUCGAGUCUAGUGGCAUACAGGGUAGCAAAGGUAAACAAUAGUGCUGGGAAAAGUUAUGUUUCGUAAUUACUGCCUGGUGUAGCCUAAGCAACAUAGACAUGUUGUCAUUACACACUGAUCUUGCUUUCCAAUUGAAAACGUAUAAGCUAUAAUAUGUCUGUCUAUCUUUGAAAGACUUCCACCGACUUGCCUUAAGUGGUUGUGAAACCUGAGUAAGCCCGUUAUGGCGAUCUACGCACGACAGUCUUACAUGGAAGUAUGAAAUUUCUCUUUAAUGUGGCAAGCGCCCUUGCAACAAGGUCAUAUACACAACAGUCUGGCAAACAUCAGACAGAGAUCGGUAAUUCUAUACAAUACACGGGCUCAAGCCAACUCAAAGUUACAAUAACAAUAUUCCAACCUGUUUACCCUUAGCUGUUUGCAGCACAGUAUGCUUUGGCAUAGCAGAAUUGUUGACUUCAAAAAUAGUUUGUUUCUUCUUGCCGUAGCGAGGAGUAUAUAGUUCCUUACAUAGUACUUGCAUUAUAAGCUUUCAGCCUUCCGACAAGCCUUCAGCAUAAGUUACUGUUCAUGAUAUAGCCUCUAAAUAGUGCAUGGAUUACAUGGAUUACAAAAAACUCAAUAAAUCGAAAAUAAAAUGUUAUGGCCGAUACAACGGUAUCGAAAAACCCCAUAUGAUAUUCUACAACGUCAGUUAAUAGGCGAGGUUGUGAACACACCGGGUGAACUAAUGCGUAGAAGACACGGUCUUGUAUUGAGGAGAUUCUGUUAUAUCUACUGAGAAUUAUAUAGUAAUGGAUUUGUGGUCACGUGACUGUGAAGUCAUUCACUGCCCGCCAUGGCGGUGGAUUAAAAAGGCUUGUCGUCAUUACAUGACUAAUGUUCUAAGGGUUGGUUUCCUUCUGUCUCAGCAUACCCGCGUCUUGCAUGUCUCCAUACAUAGAGAGCACCCGAUUAUAAAUAACUCUUUUCUCGGAACGAUCUUCUGAGUUCAGAAUGACGGGUCACCGCUUUGGACCUAUGAAUGUCAUGCAUCAUAGUACUGCCGUUAAAACAUCGUACCCGUGAUGCCUUCACGUUACCUUUCCGUUUGCGCAUAAUAAAGACGGCCUAGUGUUGAAUCACCACUGUGUGUCGGCACUCCGUCUCGCUAUAUCAACUGGCCACUACCUCAGAUAAUCUGAUAUAUUGAUAUUUGAGAUAUUGAAUAUAUAGCAUCCUGAUGUGUUGGCUUGCUAGAAUCGCGUAUUUGCUGCUGUUAGUGCUCUGUCUACAGUCACUGGAAGCCAAUUUAUUU